AUGUUCCAAAAUUCAUCCGAAAUCACAGAUUACAUCACAUUUCCUGAACACCAAUCAUUAUUAGACUGCAUUUCACCAUCAUUACUCAACUCAUUGGCCAUAAUUGAAGAAAUUUAUUUAAGAUCACAAGUUUUAUCUCAAAAAUUCAUAGAAGUUUACGCGAAAAAGUUGCCAACAUAUUUCGACAAAGAGAAUGCAUUGGAACAAAUCACGAUGUUCACAUAUGUUUGUGUUGUAAUUUUCCAAUCUUUCCCUGUUUACAUCAAUCCGCAAGCAUUAUGGAACAAUAUCAUCUUUUCUGGCCAUUACACAGCAUUUAAUCCAUCAGAAACAUAUCUUUUCCUUAAUAAUUUCAGACAAUUAUAUAUCAGAUUUCUUGUUGAACCUCAAAAAUGCACUUGUUCAUACUUUUUCAAACGAGCAGCUGAAUAUCCAUUGAUAUUUGCCGAAAUGGUGCAUAGAUUGAUCCAAUAUUCUCUUCAUAAAUACAUUGAUCCUGCAAAAGCAGCACAAAUAACUGUUGGAUUAAUGAAUCCGCUCAUUCAAUACAGAGACAUGGAAUAUACGGAGCCAAUAAUCAAAGCUCGUAAAGCAGUAAUUACUUUUUUAAUAAGAUGUUUCAGACAAAAAGAAACUGCAUAUGCUUUCUUCGUUAAUAAGGAUUUCUUGAGAAAAGCUUUUUGUCUUUUCUUUGAAAAUUCUUUAGUCAAAGGAAUUUUGUCAAUUUUCUUUAAUUACAUCAAUUCUUCUCAAAAAAUUGAGAACAUUACAGAAAUUGUAGAAAUUAUCAAUGAAUUUGUUAUGAAUGUUUUUCAGAAGAUGCCGACAUCUGAAGGCUUGAAGUUAUUAGUAUCAUUUCUUAAGGAAUUAAAUGAUUCGUUGAUGUAUAAACCACAAUACGUCAACAACUUCAUUUCUUUGAUUGAAUUACUCUGUAAAAAAGUCAUUACUCUUGGUGAUGACGUUGACAGAGAAGAUAUCUUGAUACAAGUUAUAUCAUUAAUGGCUGUAACUUCUCAUGAACACUCUAUAAAGAUAAGAGAAUUAACAGCAAUUGAAGCAGCAAUUUUGAGUUUGAAUAAUAAUAAUCCCAAAAAUGAUAUAAUGAUAAAACUUGCACAAAUCAUUGCAAAAAGACCUUUAUCUUUUGUAUUACCUAAUUUCGAUAUCCAACAACCAAAUGUUUUGAUAUUAUUCUUAAGAAUUUAUUUGAAAUCGGAAAAAUUAAUGGAUGUCAUUAAUUUUUUGAUAAAUUUAUGCGAUUUUUCACCAGAAAAUUGUACAAAAUGCCACGAUGGAGACUUGGAUAUAUUUAUAAUUGAUGUAAUUGACCAAUGGAGGAUAAAUGGUGGAAUAUCAAAUGAAAUUGUCAAUAGAAUGCUUGAUCUCCUCCUUAAAAUUAUUUUAGUAACUGCUUCUGUUUCUGUGAUGCAAAAAUUCUUUUCACUUUUUUGUCCAAUAAACGGACAAAAUCUUCCUUAUUACUUCUCUGACAUUAUUUCCACUUUUAAUAGAGCACUAAUCAGUGUAAACAAGAGUCCUUUGGCUUAUAUCAUGGUUGAUAAUAAUUCAUCUGCAAAAAUUCAUGGAGUUAAUGCUGACAAUUUAAAUAACGGUUUGACAUUUUCUUUCUGGUUUUAUCCAAUACAAAAUAAUGUUGUUACAUGGAAACAAUAUUUGUUUAUUUGCCAAGAUUCAAAUGGACAUUGUUUGAAACUGAUUUUGCAGAACAAAACAUUGAUUGUAAGAUUGCAAAAAGGAUAUGAUCAUUAUAAAGGAACUUUUGAACUUCAUUAUUCUAAUUUAAUGUGGCAAUUGAUAAGUAUUAGUUAUAAAAUAGGUAAUGAUGAUGAUAUCGGAUGUAGUUUUACUUGUUUCAUCAAUGGAAAGAUGUCAAAAAGAUUAAAUAGAUUCCCUAUGAUCGAAUUCAAGAAUCCUUUGAAUGUUUUGAUAAAUGAAUGUUCAAAGAACAGACCAAUUAUGGAAAAACCAUGUAGAAUUGGUCAGAUUAUUUUGACAAGUGAACUGAAUUUGAAUGAGAUGCAAACAAUUGUCGAUGAUGGUCCAAGAGGGCUCCAAACAAUGCCAUUGAGUUUGAUCUUCGCAAUUGAAGGCGUAGAAAAUAACGGUUAUUUCGGUUUUGUAAACAAAUUUACAAAAGGAAUAACAAUUGAAUCCAAACUUAAAAACGUAAGAGAAGAUACAAGAUUCGCAUUGAUUUUGGUCAAUAUGGUCAAAAUUGAAAAUAUUAUUCCACUUUUUGCCUUAAUUAACCUCACUUCACCUCAAAAUGAAAAAGUGCCAUUUUUACUUGAAAACUUUAUUGACAUUCUCAAAAAUAUUUUGUUGUUAGGACAAAUGGCACAAAACUAUUUCGUAGAAGCAAACGGUUUCUCAAUAAUUUCUCAUCUUUUGACAAAAAGUGACACUUCAAAUUUGACAUACAAGAUUUACUUGAGAUUUUAUGAUUUACUACAAGUUAUCACCAAAACAAGUUUACAGAAACAGUUGUAUGAUGAAAUAUUAUUGAAUGAAAACCUAUGGAUUUUGGCAACACCUAAAAAUCAUUUGAUGAUUUUGAGACAUUGGGCGAGAAUCAUUUCUGAUGAGAAUUUAAUCACAGAAAUCAAAACAUUAAGAUAUUUCUUGUAUGUCCUCAAAAAAUUCUAUUAUUUCAAACCGUCGGACGAUAGUUUUAUCGUUAAAGAAAGGCCGCAAAAUUUAAGUAUUGAUGAUUGCAGGAGAAGUAUCUAUGAAGUUAUGACAUUUUUAGUCAGCCAACAAAAAUUUGACGAUUUUGAUUUCAAAGCAAUUGAUUUCAAUGCAAUGAUAUCUGAAGAGGAAGAAAGUUUAAGUUUAUUGAGUUAUUUAAGUAACUUAGUUUUCUCUCAUGAAACUCCUUCUUAUUUUUACGAAAUUUGCUUUAACAACCUCAAGUUAUUGUAUAAAUUUAUCGAAGAAAGUCAUGAUGCAAAAGUUUUGUUGACAAUUAACGUGAUUUCUGAAAUAUUUAAACGGAUUCCUGAAAAAAGAGAUAAAUUAAAAGUGACAGUAAUUGAAUGCAUGAAAUUGUUAGAUGUUAAUGUAAUUUCUCAAUCAUUUUUCACUCAAAUUUUAUCGUUGACAAACGGCGGUUUCCCUGAAUUUUUACCUUUAGUUAUUUGGUCGGCAAUUAAUUGUGGAAAAUCAACAGCGAUGGAUUUAAUAAAAUCCUUGAAACCGAAUGCAUUUUACAAGACAGAUUUAACAAGUUUGUUUUGGUCAAUUGUUUUGUUGUAUUUUGUUGAAAAAAGUGACAGACAAACCGUUAUUUCAUUUUUGUUACAGAUAUUUAAUGAUAAUUGGAAAGAUUUAUUCUUCACUUUGCAAGCAGUUGGAUUAGGAUUUAAAGUUAAGAAGACAAUGGAAGAAUUAAGAUUUUUGUUUGUUAAAAUGAUUUUGGAAAAAGUUGAUGACAAAAAUCUUAAUGAUAUUUUUGUUAUUUCUUCUCAUUUUAUUUUGUUCCACCAACAAUCUUCUCAUUUCAUUUCUUCUGAGUUUGAAAACCAAAAAGUUUUUGCCGUGAAAUCAAAGAAAAGAGAUGUAAUUUCAUUUUCUAAACCUAAAAAUGAAGAAGAAAUCUUAGAUGAUUAUUUUAAAGGAACAAAUGUGAAGAAAACCAUUUCUUUGUCUAAUAUAAGUCAUUUUGUUGAUGAAAACAAGACUUUGUCAUUAAAUAUCAAUAACAAAAACCAAUGGAAAGAUGAAGAUUUCGCAAAAAGAUUAUUACAAAUUUUGUUGAAUAAUCCAAAACAAGAAUUUGUUAAUUUCAUUUUAAUUUUAUCGUAUUUCAUGAGGAAAAAUCAAUUGAAAAAUUCUAAUUUAACAUUCUUGACACCAUUGGAUUCAAUACAACCUUUCUUUGAAUCAAAAGAAGAAUUACAAUUCUCUGCAGCUUUAAUUGAUCCAAAAGUGACAUAA
Messenger RNA from Trichomonas vaginalis G3, 3960 nucleotides. RefSeq names its product aggrephagy protein. The record is from RefSeq and is a predicted model, not a curated record. The transcript has a single exon. Lineage: Eukaryota; Parabasalia; Trichomonadida; Trichomonadidae. The coding region runs from base 1 to 3960 and encodes 1319 amino acids.